This is a messenger RNA of Harpegnathos saltator (Jerdon's jumping ant), 2103 nucleotides long. RefSeq names its product receptor expression-enhancing protein 5. Bases 108 to 647 code for a protein of 179 amino acids. The transcript has 4 exons. The record is from RefSeq and is a predicted model, not a curated record. NCBI's taxonomy places the organism in Eukaryota, Metazoa, Arthropoda, Insecta, Hymenoptera, Formicidae.
GGUCGAUCGAACGUCGGCCAUAUCACGCAGCGGCGACACUGCGACAGUGCGGUAGACGGCUGACCAACGGCACGCACAAGGUCCGUAGCCCGAGAGUUUCUGCGAAUAUGGCCCGAAUCGUCGCCGCGAAAGACUACCUCGAGAAAGCACUGAAGGAUGAGAGCAAGCCGUGGACGAAGCUGUUCGCCCAGGCGGAGGAGAAGACCGGCGUCGAUCGCCUGUACAUUUUUCUCGGACUAUUAACACUGUUAGCUGUGUACUUGGUAUUUGGACUAGGACAGCAGCUUGUCUGUAACAUAGUUGGAUUUGUUUAUCCGGCAUAUCAAUCUAUGAAGGCACUGGAAAGCCCUAGGAAGGAGGACGAUACAAAAUGGCUCACUUAUUGGGUUGUGUUUGCUGUAUUCACUAUAAUAGAAUUCUUCUCAGAAUAUAUUGUCUGUUGGUUUCCAGUCUACUGGCUGUUCAAGUGCGUCUUUUAUGUAUGGUUGAUGGUACCAACUGAAUAUAACGGAUCCUUGAUUCUCUAUCGGCGUGUUGUCCGUCCAAAGUUCUUGCAGUAUCAGCCUGGACUAGACAGACUUUUAUCCAAUGCACGUGACACAGUUAAAACUGCAGCGGAAGCAUUGUUGACAACCAAACAAGAUUAACGAGAUGAAUGCAAAUCACACUAUAAGAGGAACUUGUGAAAGUCUAAUCGUUCCUUUUUUCUCUCUCUCUCUUUCUCUCUUUCUCUUUCUCUCUUUUGAUCCUGACAGGAAGAGUUGUGAACUUUAUGCUUUUCUGAAUAUUUCUAAGUGUUCUACACUUUAAAUGAUACAAUAAGAAAUAUUGAUUUGAAAAUUGUGCAAAUAGCCACAGGUAAAAAUGACGAUUGUUAAAGUUGUUAGGGAAACAGGUUGAGUGAAAUCUUGCAUUAAUAGUGAAUACACCAGGGCACAAGAACAAAAGAGAAAAAAAUAUCUCCCUCUGAAAAAUAAAUGAUUUGCAAAACAGUGUGAUAGUUUGGUUAUAGAGAUAGAACUGAUUAAGCAAGGUUUUCGUAUGGUAUGGAAAUAUGAGUUUUGUUUCCAGUUGGUCGAGAUGGAGCUCAAAAGCAAAACUUUGGAGUGUUUUUGUAUUAUAGGAUAGGAACAUCGCGUGUGUCUCCGCCAUCCUUACAUGUAGUAAUUGUUAAUAUAUAUAUUCCAAUGUAUCUUACUUUUACAGGGGGCCUCCAUCAACAUCGAUUGAACAUUUAGAUAUUGAUUUAAAUCGUUGUUCACACAUUAGUUGUCUUGGUCAGUCCUCUGUUUGAGCAUUAAUAUUCAUUGUACGUCAAUGAUUCCUCGAUGCUUUGUAUUUCAAAUCGUCCUCGUUAUCAAUUUAAACUGGAUAAGAUCAAUGUUGAUGGAACCAACCUUUAGCAUGUCUUACGUAAGUCUUUAGACACUACUGUUAAGGAGUGGCAAAAAGAUUUUAGAAAUCCAAAGUGUGAAAAAUGAUAAGAUUGUCGGUGAUAAUAUGCGUGUGAGAUUCCGAUAAAUUUCUUAUCACCGUUGCCAUCUUAUCGUACAAUCGUGUCUCGACGCUUAUUUUUUUUUUUUCCAAAAGUAUUCAGGGAAGCGAGCCUCCUUAGCUAGUUUACGAGCCGCCAAGUGCGACGAGAGGGCGGACCAAUGAUACGAUAUCCACGAUUAGUGUAACUUUGUACGCCCCACGUGUGAACUUGCAUCGUACUUGCAUGCGACCGUUUUUCGUUUAGUGUACUCUACACUACUCGUUACAUUCUUCGUUUUUAAAUUGUAGACGUCCAAUCCUAAGACAUGUGUUGCUCAAGCGAAGACUUUGGUAUUGAUGCUGAGUAAUUAAUUAUCGGUAGUUGUGUAUCCAAUGUCCCAAGCGCGGAUCGUCGCGCAUGUCCGGCUUUUUUGUGACCGCAGAGACCAAAUUUUCCCGCAACUCUUUCAAUUGCACUUGAAGCUUAUCGUUUCGUCAACUUAACGACACGCUCGGUGUUACGAUCAUUGCCGGAUUUACGGGUUUUUAAUUGUGAAUUGAAAUAUAUUGACGAUGAUUGUAAAUUGCAACUAAGGAAUGUGCACAAAUAAAUAUCUUUAUUUUAUA